AUGCUCCGUACGCUCAUUGUAGCCGUGUGCGUGUUAGCUCAGGGCCUGGCGUUGCCCACCAGGGCGCGGCCCGUGUUCCUUGGCCGGGGUCGGGUCAUCGGAGGCAGUGAUGCCAGCAUCUCUGACUACCCUUACCAGGCGUCGCUGCUGCUAGAUGGCUCCCAUUUCUGCGGCGCUUCCAUCAUUAGCGGGACCUGGACUCUCACUGCCGCCCACUGCGUCUUGGGUACGUCCGCAAGCAGGCUGGGCAUGCGCGUAGGCACGACGACACGUGACAGCGGCGGCAGUGUUCACAGCGCGUCCUCCGUUACGUGGCACGAGAGUUACAAUGUCUACACGAAUGACUACGACAUCGCAGUAGUGCAGAUCUCUGACUCCUUCCCCCUGGGAGCUAACGUGCAGGUUGUGAGUCUGCCUGCCGCGAAUUACGACCCACCUGGCGGCCUCGCUGCCACGCUCACCGGCUGGGGCUCGGUGCAGUUCAACGGCGGCGUGGUGGACACCCUCCAGAAGGUGGACCUCAGCGUCAUGGACCGGCAGGCGUGCCAGAGCUACAUGGACUCGACGCCGGCGCCGCCGCUCGAGGUGACGCAGCGCAUGGUGUGCGCCGGCGAGGCGGGGCGAGCUGCGUGCCAGGGCGACUCCGGGGGCCCGUUGGUGAGCGCCGGGACGCAGGUCGGCGUCGUCUCGUUCGGCAUGUACGCCGCCUGCGAGAGCUCCGGCACAGUCUUUGCCAACGUCGGCAACCUGCGGGCCUGGAUUACCAGCAAGACCAACGUCUAG
Molecule: messenger RNA, 783 nt
Organism: Schistocerca cancellata (South American locust)
Lineage: Eukaryota; Metazoa; Arthropoda; Insecta; Orthoptera; Acrididae
Product: trypsin alpha-like
Exons: 2
Coding region: 1-783 (260 amino acids)
Biological process (GO): proteolysis
Molecular function (GO): serine-type endopeptidase activity
Source: RefSeq, a predicted model, not a curated record